UCCUCGCGCACGCGCGCACGGAGGGGGCGACGGCCGCUGUGACGCUGCGGCGGCGGCGGGCGGGUGGCGGCGCGUGCGGCGCGCGAUCCCCGGUGUCUUGGGAGCAGUGCCCCGGCCCUCGCCGCUCCCGCCGCCACCAUGUCGGGCCGGUCGGUCCGGGCGGAGACCCGCAGCCGGGCCAAGGACGACAUCAAGAAGGUGAUGGCGGCCAUCGAGAAAGUGCGGAAAUGGGAGAAGAAGUGGGUGACUGUGGGUGACACAUCCCUGAGGAUAUUUAAGUGGGUUCCUGUGACAGACAGCAAGGAGAAAGAAAAGUCAAAAUCGAACAGUUCAGCAGCCCGAGAACCUAAUGGCUUUCCCUCUGAUGCCUCAGCCAAUUCCUCUCUCCUUCUUGAAUUCCAGGACGAAAACAGCAACCAGAGUUCCGUGUCUGAUGUCUAUCAGCUUAAGGUGGACAGCAGCACCAACUCAAGCCCCAGCCCCCAGCAGAGUGAGUCCCUGAGCCCAGCACACACCUCCGACUUCCGCACGGAUGACUCCCAGCCCCCAACCCUGGGCCAGGAGAUCCUGGAGGAUAUCUCCAGCCCAGCAGAGAUGGCCCUCUGCAGUCUAGCCGUAUUUUGCCCUUCCACCAUUCAUGGCUGUGACCUGGUCCAGCUGGGCCCUGAAUGGAUGUUUGCUUCUCAGGCCAGUAUUCUCCCCUCCUCACCAAGCCACCUCCACACAGCUCUAAGGAAGCUCCCCCAGGUCCAGGCCUCAGGGGAGCCCUGCCCUCAGGCCGACCCUGCUGCCUUUUCAGAGCCCUCCCUGCCCUCCUCGGAAGUUGCUGAUGAACCUCCCACCCUCACCAAGGAAGAACCAGUUCCGCUAGAGACACAGGUCGUCGAGGAAGAGGAAGACUCAGGUGCCCCGCCCCUGAAGCGCUUCUGUGCGGACCAACCCACAGUGCCCCAGACGGCAUCAGAAAGCUAGCACCGUCCUGGCCCUCCACCUCCUGGCCCUGCCUCUAUUUAUUGCAUUCUGGUUCUGGCCGCGCUGCAUUGCUGGGGUAAGGGCAAGCACUGGGGUCAAGAGCCUGCACACAUGAGCCUUCCGGGCUGGAAGGCUGGCGUAGGACUUGGGGCUGUAGCAUCAUCUUCCCGACCCUGGCACCUGUGUCUACUUGCUCCCGAGAAGAGGAGCGCUCAUGUCUUUUUUGCACCCCAAGUUGGCUGGAGCAUCGGCCGCCCCAAGAUUCAUCUGUCACCUCCAGGCAGCAGUCUCUGCUCCAGAACCUCCGGACGGAGCUGCUGGCAGCUUCUGCGAGAAGAGAGAGAUGUGGAAGGCACCCUCUAGAAGAGACCGUGCCUUGGGUUACUUGAACUUGAAUGGAGACUAUAGACUCCCGGACUUUCCCCUAGGACUGGGGGCCCUGUAGGCUGCUGUUGGAGGAGGACUGGGUAGAGACGUUGGAGGGAAGGGAAGGACUUUUCUCCACACAAGGGCAGAGAGUCCGUCUAGAUUUCUUGCUGUCCUGCCAGUUCCGCCAAUGCCUGAGGUGGUCCUGCCUCUCACGAGCACCCUAGCUGCUGACAGCCCUUUGUGGCCGCCGUCCCCAUCCCCUGCCCUCAGCACACACGUCUGCACACACGCAGCUUUCUUUGUUCUCACUUGUACCUGUCAUUCCAGCAUUCCUGCCUCCUGUCACAAACUGCCCCAGCAAGAAUUUGAGGUUCUGACAACAGUACCCAUCCCCCACAGUACCCCUUCAGCUCGGUUUUUAGAAAGCUCCUUUUCUUUGAAAUCUGCAUGUUGAAUUGAACUUUGUGAUUUUAUUUUUUGUUUCAAAAAAGUUUAAGAAAAUGGAAAUGGGCAACAGUGAGUGAAGACAUAUUUUAGCACUGAAUAGAAUAUUUUUAAAAUUAAACUAUUUGAAAUAUG
Symphalangus syndactylus (siamang) is the source of this 1920-nucleotide messenger RNA. RefSeq names its product BAF chromatin remodeling complex subunit BCL7B (gene BCL7B). The record is from RefSeq and is a predicted model, not a curated record. NCBI's taxonomy places the organism in Eukaryota, Metazoa, Chordata, Mammalia, Primates, Hylobatidae.